This is a messenger RNA of Sardina pilchardus (European sardine), 6167 nucleotides long. RefSeq names its product calcium/calmodulin-dependent protein kinase type II subunit beta (gene camk2b2). Bases 182 to 1858 code for a protein of 558 amino acids. Gene Ontology annotation, biological process: protein phosphorylation. Gene Ontology annotation, molecular function: ATP binding; calmodulin binding; calcium/calmodulin-dependent protein kinase activity. Lineage: Eukaryota; Metazoa; Chordata; Actinopteri; Clupeiformes; Clupeidae. The record is from RefSeq and is a predicted model, not a curated record. The transcript has 22 exons.
GGCAACCAAGCCUGCGCGUCAGCAAACCUCUCCCUUACGCGAAACCAUUUACUUUUCUGUAGUUUUAAACAAAAAGCUACCGCCGCCUGCUCACCUGCUCACAGGAAAUUAACUUUUGUGUUUCAAUCAUAAGGUGGAGUUUAAUUUUUGGUAGCCAGGAGCCGCGUUGAAAGACGGAGACAUGGCAACGACAACCUGUACACGUUUUACUGACGAAUAUCAGCUAUACGAGGAACUCGGAAAGGGGGCUUUUUCUGUGGUGCGCCGAUGUGUCAAGCUGGUCUCGGGUCAAGAGUACGCGGCCAAAAUCAUCAACACCAAAAAGCUCUCUGCCAGAGAUCACCAGAAGCUGGAACGUGAGGCUCGAAUUUGCCGUCUGCUGAAGCACCCCAAUAUUGUUCGUCUUCAUGACAGUAUAUCAGAGGAAGGCUUCCACUACCUGCUGUUUGACCUGGUAACUGGUGGGGAGCUAUUCGAAGACAUAGUCGCCAGAGAGUAUUACAGUGAAGCUGACGCCAGUCACUGCAUCCAUCAGAUACUGGAGAGUGUCAGUCACAUUCACCAACAUGACAUAGUGCACAGGGACCUCAAGCCUGAGAACCUGCUCUUGGCCAGUAAGUGUAAGAAUGCUGCGGUGAAGCUGGCUGACUUCGGUUUGGCCAUCGAGGUGCAGGGAGACCAGCAGGCUUGGUUUGGGUUUGCGGGGACACCGGGGUACCUGUCCCCUGAGGUGUUGAGGAAGGAGGCGUACGGGAAACCUGUGGACAUCUGGGCCUGUGGGGUGAUCCUGUACAUUCUUCUGGUUGGCUAUCCUCCUUUCUGGGAUGAGGACCAGCACAAACUCUACCAGCAGAUCAAAGCUGGAGCCUAUGAUUUCCCGUCCCCUGAGUGGGACACCGUGACCCCUGAAGCCAAGAACCUCAUCAACCAGAUGCUGACCAUCAACCCCACCAAGAGGAUCUCCGCCCAGGAGGCUCUCAAACACCCGUGGGUCUGCCAACGCUCCACAGUGGCCUCCAUGAUGCACAGACAGGAGACGGUCGAGUGCCUGAAGAAGUUCAACGCCCGAAGGAAACUCAAGGGAGCUAUUCUGACCACCAUGCUGGUGUCUCGAAACUUCUCUGUGGGUCGACAGACUACGGCUCCUGCUUCGGUCACUGCAGCAGUAGCAGCGGCGGCCGGCACCACCGCCGGUCUGGUGGAACAAGCAGCCAAGAGCCUGCUCAACAAGAAGGCCGACGUCAAGAAACGGAAAUCCAGCUCCACGAUUCAGUAUAUGCCCCAGACAAACAGCACGAAAAACAGCAUAGUCACCAGCCCCAAAGGAAACGUCCCUUCUCCCGCUCUGGAGCCUCAGACCACUGUUAUCCAUAACCCAGUGGAUGGGAUCAAGGAGUCUUCAGACAGCAGUAACACCACCAUUGAAGAUGAGGACGUGAAAGCGCGUAAACAAGAGAUCAUCAAGAUCACAGAACAGCUGAUCGAGGCUGUCAACAAUGGAGACUUCGAGGCCUACGCGAAGAUCUGCGAUCCGGGACUGACGUCCUUCGAGCCAGAAGCUCUGGGGAACCUGGUGGAGGGAAUGGACUUCCACAGAUUCUACUUUGAGAACCGUGAGCGAUCAUUGCUGGCUAAGAACAGUAAGCCCAUCCACACCACCAUCCUGAACCCGCACGUGCACCUGAUUGGAGAGGACGCUGCCUGCAUCGCCUACAUCCGCCUCACGCAAUUCGUGGACGGCCAGGGACGCCCCCGCAGCAGCCAAUCAGAGGAGACCAGGGUAUGGCACCGCCGCGAGGCCAAGUGGCAGAACGUCCACUUCCACUGCUCUGGAGCUCCGGCGGCCCCACUGCAGUGAAGGAGCUGCAGUGGGUGCGUCUGACUGGUGUGCUGUCGUGGGCAGGAGAUGGAGGGAUGGAGAGAGGGACUGAAGGAGGCAGGACAGGGGAGAACGAGUGCAAGGCUGGGGAGCCUCCUCCACGGUCGGAGUCCCUGGCCCUCCAGCUCUGCACCAACCCUGUCCAGCCAACGCAUCGCAUGCACACCGCCACUCUUUAUCGCCCUCUGGUGGCCCGGGGUCACACUGCAGCCUCACUGGCCUCCGUCCCGCCAUCUGAACUCUCCUCUGAAGCGAAACACAGCUGCACCCCCCCCACCCCCCACCCCCUGCCUCCUCUGGAAGGAACCACAGCGCACAUAUCAGAUCGAGACUUACAGCUCCUGUGUUCUGCAUUAGAACCGCACCCUCUGCUCCUGUGUCUCCCCUCACCGGGAAAAGUGUCGCACCCUGUGACGAGGGUGGGCUAGAAAUAUCAGAACCUUCAAAUGAAGUUCAUAUUAUUAUUAAUAUUAUUAUUAUUAUUAUUACUAUUAUUGCUAUUAUUAUUACUACUACUACUACUAUUAUUACUACUUCUUUCAUCAUCAUUGGUAAUGCUGUUGUUCUAUUGAGGUUGUAUAUUUAAUAGUAUUAUUCUUGAUGCCAGUGGUAAAUCUAUUUUAUCAGAGGAUUUUUUUUCCCAUUUUUUUUUUCAUUUGUAUUUUUUGAAAUGCAUGUUUUUUUUCAGUAUUAUUCUCAGUGGCUGUUUUUUAAUGUGCUCGAGUAAUACGAAAUGUACUUACAAUUUUACACACUCACCUGUAAGUCAUUAAAACUACUGAUCAGCGCAGCUUGUGACUGGAAGAAAAGCAUUGUGGGAAAGGCCUUCAGACAGGAAAUGGAUUGGCUGAGGGGAGAGAGAUGUAGGGUUCCACUGUUGUCCGCCCCCUAACUCUGUCUUGGCCAUCUGUGUGUUCUUAUGCGCCUGAAGGAGGUACUUUUGUUUAAUCUUGGUUUCUUCAGAGUAGGAUGUGACACGUCACCUCUUUCAUAGAAUUAUGAUAGUUCUGGUGUUGCCAUGACUACAAUUAACAUCAAAUACCUUCAGGAUCCCGCAGCUAUAAUUAGAUUACAUUAAACACUCCGUCUGAAUCCUUUGUGUCUGAGCCACAUUCACUGUCAGUCCUACUCUUUACUUUCAGUCCGGGCUUGAUGCUUUCCAGGGGCUUCUGGAUGAAAUGGCAGAGCCAGCAUCUGCAGGGCAGUGUACAAUCGAUGCUUAAUACCGUGUUCAGAUACACUUGCACUUGGACACACUCAUAAGGUGCGUUUAUAGUUAAAUUAGUCUGGUUAGUCUUAGGAUUUCAGUGAAUUCUUCUGUGAUCUUUGUAUGGUAGUUUAAUGAGCUUUUAUGACCUAGGGGAUAUUUGAUGUAGUAAGGCGGUAGAGUCGUUCUUGACAGGACAGCUGAAUCAAUAAGAGGAGGUAAUGUGCCCAGACUCAACCCACAGCGGGGAAGUGAGGUAGGGUAGAGUGAGGAGAUGCAUGGCUUCUACAGGAAAUGACACAGGAAGUGUGAAGCCAUCUCUUAGGCACCCGGGCAUCAAUAUCCCCUUUUUCACUUCUGAUUUCUCUUUACUAUGACUUAUAUUCUGAUUAUUUCACCCUGAUUUUUGUAUGUCAUAGAAAAUAUAUGUUUUGUGGAGUGUUUAUUUUUCCCUAUGUGUUUCUGUAAGACUCAAUGUGGUGUCUAUAUGGGCAUUACACGUUUGUUUAACUGAUGAGGUGAACAAGAAAUACUUUUGUUGCUCUUGUGAAGGUGAAAGAAUUAUCUUUCUUUGUAAGAGGUGCUGAAAACAAUUGCUACUGCUGCAGAUCAUGGUUAAUAAGCUCAUGGAUGUUAUUUAGUUACAGAAAUGUAUGGCAGCAUAAGCUUCUAGAGAGCUAUUAUUUCCCAUUGGAUAUUUGUGAGUGGAGCUGAUUUAUUAACUAUGGUUACAUUGAAACACACACAGACACACACAGACACACACACACACACACACACACACACACACACACACACACACACACACACACAGACACACACACACACACACACACAUACACAAGUAUAGCACCCAUAUAUGUUUGUUUACAUGUGUGUAUGUGUUCAUUAAGGCACAUAUGUCCUUGUUUGCUCAUAUGCCACAAUGCAAUGACAAUAUGAAGCCUGAAGGUGAAUAGAAUGCAUUGCUAUGGAGAUAAGUAAUAACAUAAUGCAAAGAGCUUCCUGGUAACCUGCACAGUUUAUCCUAUUAUUUGAGUGCAGAUUUGAUCUGUGUAGAGAUAUGAAAUGAAGAAAGAGAUGACGACAUAAUGAGAUGUGAAGCAGAUUCUCUCAGUGGCAGCAUAUCUGUUUAAUAUCAUUCUUGUGAUUUAAAAAAAAAAAAAAAAUUUUGUUCUCCUCUACAAUGUGAUAUCUGUUGUCUUUCUAUUGUCAUGUGGAACCCUACUGGUUUGAUGUCGGGGGACUCUUGGUAGAAAGACACCCAAGGGUUUUGAGAAGUUUUCACCCUGGGUUUUCAGUGUUUUCAACUCUCAACCUUCUCCAGAGCCGGUUAUGUUAAGUUAGAGCGAGUUAAGAGAUCAAAACCUGUAGAGAACGUUUAUAAAAUGUAUAAAGAACUGCCUUCUGACCCCUCCUCAGACAGCAGAGGAAUCCGUACUGGGCGUGGCCCACAGCCGGGCCACAUCUGUCGCACCGGCCUCUAUCCCCUCGGAACAGCGGUUGAAACAGCAUGCUGACAUUCUAUAGUGAUGUUCUCUCUCCUAUCUGUGACACACAGUGCAAAUACUCAAAUAUGACAGAUGAAUAUAACAAUAACUUUAAAAGACUUCAUACAUACAGUAUAGUGUACAACAACAAGUAUGUAGUGAUAACAUAGGUGGCAUCUAUUUGCAUGAAAUUCAACAUGAAAAUACAUUUGGUGUUUUUACCUGUAUUUCAUAUCGUUGAUUUCUUUUUUUACUGAAUGCUGGUGAGUUAUGAUCCUCUAUCUUCUUUAUUAACUUUGUGCAUAUACCAAUUUUUGUCUCAAGAUGAUGAUGAUGACGAUGCUGAUGAUGACUAUGAUUAUAAUGACGAUUAUGACUAUCAAGGCAUAAGUAAAAAUGAUUGUAUUGCAUGUUUUUGUACAGGGUUUCUUGUUGUUUGAGCAGGAUAGGAUGGUCAUGAAUUUUAACUGGGAGGACUUGGGAGUCUUAAUUUGUGCAGUUUUUUAUUCUGCCUGAACAAUCCAAGCUUGUCAUACUGGCUUUGAGAGUGCAUCAUGGGAAAUUGUGUCUCUAGUUGUGCUGAUGAUGCUAGUGAACUGCAUGCUUUGGAAGUUCACUUACUGCUGAGUAUCAUGCAGAAGCACUGCAGCGUUUACCAUGGACACAGUCCAGAGUUUACAGAGAGCCCCUGUUUUGCGCUGCAAUAUUAUUUUGCUGAGACUUGAAAUAUAAUUGCAACACAUAGAGGGCGCCAGACAUCCACGUUCACCGCCUCACUUUGGCCCUUAUAACAGAAAGUCACUUGCAGCAGCAACAUGCCAUGAAUGUAGAGGACCUACAUGGUCCUCACAAACGGAUGUGAAAACAGCGAGUUUGCUGAGUCAGUGAGAUGAUUUCCAUACUCGCCAGACAAGUCAUUAAGUAGUAGUUUGCGAAGUUCUUCUACGGCAAUAAGAAGCCAGUGUUUGCCUGUGCAUCCCCAUGGCACUGGUAAUUGGAUCACACUGUUAUGCAAAGUAUUACUACUGUGGGGGUUAGAGCAUUCUUAAAAUUAUGGUGUAACGUCCCAGGCCAGUGAUGAAACAAAGGUGUGUGUGUGUGUGUGUGUCUUUGCGUGUGAAUGUAUGAGUGAGUGAGUGUGUGUGACAGAGAGACAGAGGGGAAAGAGUUUAUUAGUGCCGAAUCCCUCCUUUUUUUAGUGACACCUCGCUGCUCUUACAACAUCAAGCCACAGCUAUUUGUAGUGUUUCUUUUAUGUCCUUUGAUCCCUAAUCCUAUUGCCCGUAUUGGUUUCAGUUGCUUUGCUUAUGGUUUCUCUGACGCUGCGCCUUUGAGAUCUGUCGGCUUGUUGUUUUUGAAGGGGGGGUUUUGUAUAUAAUCUCAUGAUGUAUAAUGAGAUUAUGUGAAUCCUGUAAGAUUACACAACAACAAUAUUAUUACUAUUAUUAUUAUUAUUAUUAUUACUUCUAUAUUUCUCUUGACUCUUCCUGGUAUUGCUGCUCUGUUCUUCCAAUGUGGUCUGUGUUCUAAAAGUUAAGGAAAUGUGUUAAGAUGUUAUCGUUAUGUUAUCAAUAAAAAAUUAUGGUACAAA